AUGGCAACCAUUGAAGAAAUCAAAGAACAAUUAAACAUUGCACUUGAAAGUACAGAAAGCCAAGUUAAAGGAAGAAAAAAAGAGGUUGAAGAUGGUGAAGCUAAGAUGGAGGAACAGGAUGUAGGAAAACACUUGCAAUGGUUGAAAAACCCAAACUCUUUAUAUGUAAGGCUUACACUGAUCAUUAAGGAUGCAAAUACUUGGAGUGCUCCAUGUAUCUUUCUUACUGGCACAGCAGAACAAAAAGCAUAUUAUUGCUAUGAUCAGAAUGAAAUUCAAUCUAAUGAAAUUGUAACCACUUAUUACAUGACAACAUGGGAUUGUGAUGAAUUAUUAACAUGUGGAAAAGAAACUUGUGCAACUGUUCCAAUUAAUACAAUAAAAGUUCUUUUUGAAAAAAUAGGUG
Molecule: messenger RNA, 406 nt
Organism: Entrophospora candida
Lineage: Eukaryota; Fungi; Glomeromycota; Glomeromycetes; Entrophosporales; Entrophosporaceae
Source: the annotation of a GenBank genome assembly